AUGAAUCCUGCCUUCGUUUGGUGGAACGAAGAACUUGGAAAUCCACCAAACAAGAUUAUUUCCGCCGUAUGCCCUUAUCCAAAAACAGUGACGCAUAUAUGGGAAAAAUUUUUUCCUUUUUUUAUUUAUUAUAUCGACAUUUGGAAACCAAUUAAUCCAAUUGAAUAUUGGGAAAGCAUAAGAACACUUAUUAAAGACUACUUCCAAGAAAUGUUUGUUCCAGAUCCAGUCAAAAACUUCGAUUUAUUUGUUCAAUUACUUUAUAAUGUCAAUAUAAGAUUUCAUCCUACAAAUGUUCAAGAUGCUCUAGAUCUGUUUGAAUCAAUCAACCCUACGAAACGAAAAAACUUUCUAUUGUUUGAAUUGCCUUUAGUAUUGAACGAUUAUUCACUUUAUAUUAAUAUAAUAUACGAAUCUUAUGCUCAUAACAACAACAUCUGGAAGGAUAUAACAUCUGAACUCAGUACAAUUUUGGCAAUUUUUGGAAACGUUUAUAUUUUGAAGAACAUUCAAACUGUCGAAGAUUCAACAUGGAGUACAAUUGUCAGAUUACUUACUAUAUUUAAGGAGCUUAUUAAGUGUAUUCCAUAUAAAUCAAGAGAAUAUCAAACAAAUAUGAAUGAUUUGCUUAAUGGAAUUACAUCUAUAGUUCCAUACGCUCCAGAUACUGCUUUGACAACGAUAUCUAGAAUCUUUUUUAAUAUUUGCAGAGAUUCAAAUCAUAGAAUUGAAAAUUUAAAAGUUUUUAUAAAUAGCUUUCUUGAAAACUUACCUCUAGGAUCAUUUGCAUUUGUAUAUAGUCUUAAAUACUGUAUUUCCAAUCAUCCAAAAACAAUAAAAAAUUUUCAUUCGAAUAUUCUCAAAAUAAUUCAUAAAACUCCAAUUAAUUCGCCAGAACAUUUCGAUUUAUAUACUAUGAUGAUGAAAUAUGGUCCAAAAGACCAAAUUUUGACCAUGAUUUAUCAAAAAUCUUUACAAAACCCUGUUUAUUAUAGAUUAGGACUCGAUAUUAUUCUUAACAACCUCGCAGAAUAUUCAAAUAACGCAAGUGUUACUCAAUGGGGAAUUUUAUUCAUCAGAAGAAUUUGUAUUUUUAUAUUGUUAGCAGCCAAUACGCGUAAAUACCUCGGAAGAUUGCCAUUUAUAUGUAAUUUCCUAUCACAAGCGCUUAAGUUUGAUCUAGAUCCUAAAGUUUCAAGACAAUUAAGAAUUUCUUUAGCCACGAUAUCAAUGAAUGAAGAUUGUCCUUUCAUUGUUCCUCAGGUAAUUGAUAGAAGUGAUGAACUAACACUGAAAGAAUAUAAAUUAAUGAAAAGUCAUGAAAUUUUAUCAAAAGAAUUGAAAUUCUUUCCAUUUUCAUCAAAGAGAUCCAAGUUUGCUAACAUUACGUUCAAGAAAUCAAAAGAACCUAAGGUAAACAAGCAAAAAAGUUUGAAAUUGAAACAAAAAACUUCAAGUAAUUCUCAAAAGUCUGAAAUACAAAAAGGAUCUGAUAAGAUACAUCCAAGAAAAACUAUUACAAUAGAUGAUGAAUAUCAAACUCCAAUUUUUGGAAAAAUUCCGAUUCGGAAAAACGCAAAAAAAGGAGAUAAUGAUAGUUUGCGGAUACUAAAGCUGCAGCCAUUGCAAUCUAAGAGUGUUGCUCCACAAACAAAGAAGCACAAAAUUAAAACUCUAAAAAAUGAUCUAAAAAAUACGAGUCAGAAGCAACAACCUAAAUCAUUGCUCUAUGGUAGCAUUUCCAAAGGCAGGAUUGAUUUGAGUGAGAAGCCAAACACCUCAAAAUCUUUUUCCAAUUUCAAAAAGAACAAAAUCGGAAAUAAAAAGGCAAAAAGAACUGAAAAGAAAAGUGAAGUUCAAUUUUUGCCACAACCUCCUGAUUCAUUAUCUUACACUCCAGCAAUAAAUCCCAGGAGGAGGCAAGUUAUUAGAGAUCCAACGGCCACGUUCGAAACAAAUGAUAUCAUAUUUGCUGAGUUGCCAAAUCUUGCUUCAAAGCCUACUAAUUUUGUUUGGUAG
Molecule: messenger RNA, 2019 nt
Organism: Trichomonas vaginalis G3
Lineage: Eukaryota; Parabasalia; Trichomonadida; Trichomonadidae
Exons: 1
Coding region: 1-2019 (672 amino acids)
Source: RefSeq, a predicted model, not a curated record